ACUGCAGGCAGCAUUGAUCUUCCCAAUCGCGGCGGCGGCACCGUCUUCACUCUAAAGAACAAUUGCUCUGACACCGUCUGGGCCGGAACAUUGGCCGGCAAUGGACCCCAGCUCGGCGGUGGCGGAUUUGAAUUGACCAAAGGCGCUUCCAAAAAGCUCUUGGCUCCUGCGGGAUGGUCAGGUCGGUUCUGGGCUCGUACGGGAUGCAAUUUUGACGCCUCCGGAAAGGGUAGAUGCGUCACCGGAGACUGCGGCGGUCUAAAAUGUAACGGCACUGGAGUUCCUCCAGUCACUCUUGCUGAAUUCACCAUCGUUGGCCAUGGCGGCAAUGAUUUCUACGACGUGAGCCUCGUCGACGGUUACAAUGUCAAGGUGGGGAUAAGACCUUCCGGAGGAUCUGGAGAUUGUAAGUACGCAGGCUGCAUCGCCGACCUCAACGCGAACUGCCCUAACGAGCUUCAGGUCGUGGAUCCUCAGAACAAUAUCGUGGCGUGCAAGAGCCCCUGUGAUGUGUUGAACACGGAUCAAUAUUGUUGCCGUGGAGCUUACUCCAUGCCGCAGACUUGUUUUCCGACGAAUUACUCGAUGACUUUUAAGAAAGCUUGCCCUGACGCCUAUAGCUACGCUUACGAUGACGAAACGAGCACCUUCACUUGUAGCGAAGCUAACUACGAAAUCACUUUCUGCCCAUAAAAACCGAAUUUUUGGUGUAGAUUAGGCUUUAGCUUUUAUUAAAGUAUUCAGUUGUUAACUCAGGUGAUUUGCAUACAAAAAUAAAACAUGAAUAACCUGUUUGGGCUGGCGUUUUUAUUGCCACUUCUUUGAUUAGAAAAAAAUUGGGUUUUUCAUUUGUACUAGGUCUUUAACCCGCACGUACCCAGGGGUUUAUGUUUAUUGAUUGGUUUAAUACAAUGUUUGAAUAUCUAUACAAUAUUACAAUGUAUUCUUUAAAAAUUAUA
Messenger RNA from Camelina sativa (false flax), 959 nucleotides. The record is from RefSeq and is a predicted model, not a curated record. NCBI's taxonomy places the organism in Eukaryota, Viridiplantae, Streptophyta, Magnoliopsida, Brassicales, Brassicaceae.